This is a messenger RNA of Clunio marinus, 1425 nucleotides long. The record is from the annotation of a GenBank genome assembly. NCBI's taxonomy places the organism in Eukaryota, Metazoa, Arthropoda, Insecta, Diptera, Chironomidae.
AUGGAAUCCUCGAAGAAGAGAAAGUCAUCGCCUCAAGAAAUUGUGCAAGGUGCGAUCAAGUCGAAGAUGAAAAAAUCUCGUCGUUCAAAACGCAGAAAACCAUCAACAACAACCUCAAAUAAUGAUGUUUUACCACCAAAUGACAUCAAUCAGUCAGGUUCUGAUAGUGAUAGCUGUGAUGUUUUGAGUUCUUUUCAGAAUCAAACAAACAUCCCGCAUCCUAAAAUCCAACAACAACAACAAGUUAAAAACCAACAACAAAAAGGUAAACAAAGUGAGGAAAAAAUUAAAAAAACUAAGCCGAUCAUUGUUGAAUCCAAUUAUGAUGUGAUUAACAACCUCAUCAAUGCCAUGCAGUUACAAUCCUCAACUUACAUGAAGCUUUUAUCUGGAAGAAGAGUUCAAAUUUUAUGUGCGAAUUCUGAUGAGAAGAAAAAAAUCAUCGUUGAGUUGAAAAAUAAACAAAUCAGAUUUCACUCAUUCACUGAAGCCGAAGACAAACCUGUAAUGUUUGUUCUACUAGGACAUUAUUAUAUCGAGCUUGAUAGCAUGAAAGAAAAGCUUGUUCAAAGUGGAUUGCAACCAACCAAUGUCACAUUUCUCAACAGUAACAAAGAAAAUCCUUUAUAUCUGGUGCAUUUUGUUAAAGCUUCAAUAGAUCUUCCUACAUUAACACACAAAUAUAAAUUUAUUGGAAAUCUUAUUGUCAGAUGGCAGUUGCUGGAUCAUAAUCGCAAAAAACAUACACAGUGUCGUCGAUGUCAACAAUGGGGACAUUCAGCAUCAAAUUGUGGCUACGAGUACAGAUGUGUAAAGUGUGUUAAAGUUCAUAAUCCGGGCGAAUGUGAAAGAACCACAAGGGACAACACCACUGAAAAUUCUGUUCAAUGUGUUAAUUGUUCUGAACAUCAUCCAGCGAACAGCACAAAAUGUAAAGCCUUUGUGGAUUAUGUAACUCGAAUCAAUUCACGCCAACGAAAGAAUAAUCUUAGCACAUCAAAUAAUGUUGAAAAUGUGAUAAAUGAUGAAGAAUUCCAAACGCUGCCUUCUGGAAAAGUUGCUACGCAGCGCAACGUGCAGAAUCACCUACGAAACAACGAGCAGACUCAGCAACGAAACAACGUGCAGAUUCAACAACGAUCCAAACUGAAGAAAUCUUCUUAUGCCGAAGCUGUGAUGUCUUCCCAAUUGCAAUCAAUAAGAGACCAAAAUGAAUCUGAUGAUAAUUUUAUUGAUGACGAACAACAAAGUCAGGUGAGUUUUAUUCUGAAUCCAAAGAAUGUCAACUCGAAAGAAAAAAUUAGUCAAGACAUUGGCAAUACAAUGGAUGCACUUAAUAAGAUGUUGAAGGAAAUGAUUAAUCAAUUUUCUAAAACAUUAACGUUAUUGAGUAGUCAACUUGUGAAAUUUAUCAAUCAUGACUAG